AUGGAUAAAACAGUUAGACUCUCCCCUUUCAAAGUAAUUCAAGACGACGCAGAUCAAGGCUCAGAUACUUAUAGAGCCUUGCGGCUUAGCUCCUCUAAGCCAAGCUCAGUACCGAAACUUAGGCUUUCGUUGCCUUCUUUGACAACAGGAUCCGUCUAUAUUUCACCCCGAGAAAGAAGGAAGCAAUCUUUAACUUCAAGAUAUACAGACCAAUUUUCCUUUGUCCAUAAUGAUUUUUCUACACCAAAAGUAAUAAAAGCUUCCCAUGAUAUUUCUAUCCCAAGUCCUAGGAGAAAUUUCAAAACAGCUUGUUUGACUACUAAACCUGAAACAAUUUUGCUUAAUAAUAGAAAAGUUUCAAGAAAUUUAAUUAUGGAUUGCUUUCCAAAUUGUAAUUAA
Messenger RNA from Blepharisma stoltei, 399 nucleotides. The record is from the annotation of a GenBank genome assembly. NCBI's taxonomy places the organism in Eukaryota, Ciliophora, Heterotrichea, Heterotrichida, Blepharismidae.